AACGUGAAAUUAAAAUAGUUUAAGCAACUUAACAUUACCUACAUAUUAUUAAAGAUAAGCUAUGGAAUCCUUACAGGCACUUCAGGAUUUCAUAAAAACUAAGGACAACUUUCGAAAUUUUGUGAAUUCUUCAGAGGUUCCUUCUGUUUGUAAAACCGAACCAUGCAUGCUUGGAGUGGAUGAGGCAGGACGUGGCCCAGUGCUUGGGCCCAUGGUGUAUGGCGUAGCUUACUGUCCUUUGAGUCAAACGAGCGUUUUGAAGGAUCUAGGGUGCGCUGACUCAAAGGCGCUAACGGAAGAGAAACGAGAUGAUAUAUUCAGGAAAAUGCUCACUGAAGAUGCCUCUUUAAACAAUGUGGGCUGGGCUGCAGAGAUUAUAUCUCCUAAUUACAUAUCUAAUUCUAUGUACAGGCGAGCGAAGCACUCACUAAAUGAGGUGUCAAUGAACUCAGCAAUAGAUCUAAUCAAGAAAGUGGCAGAAUCUGGAGCUAACAUCACAGAGGUCUAUGUGGAUACUGUGGGACCUCCGGAAAAGUAUCAAGCCAAACUCAGUGAGAUCUUUCCCAACUAUAAAAUAACUGUAGCAAAAAAGGCUGACUCCAUAUAUCCCAUAGUAUCAGCGGCUAGUAUUGUAGCCAAGGUGACGAGGGACCAUGCACUGAAGGUCUGGCAGUUUAAGGAGGGGCUAGAGAUGACUCAAGCUGAAUUUGGCAGUGGAUAUCCUGGAGACCCCCUAACAAAGAAGUUCAUCAGAGAGCAGGUUGACUAUGUCUUCGGAUACCCAAUGCUAGUGCGCUUCAGCUGGUCUACAGCUGAACUGAUGCUGCAAGACAAAGCCGCUACCUGUACAUUCGAAGAAAUUGAUGACGAACUUCCAAAGAAAAAAGUUAAAUCUAUCAGUUCUUUUUUCUCUGUGAAAUCUGAGGAUGGAGAGAAGAAAAGGAAGAGACAUAAGUUCUUCGAGGAAAGGUAUUUGUCUAUGGAUAAUGCGUUUGAAUAAAUAUAUUUAGUGAAAUAAAGUAGUGGUACU
Cydia splendana is the source of this 1030-nucleotide messenger RNA. Its product is annotated as ribonuclease H2 subunit A. Gene Ontology annotation, biological process: mismatch repair; DNA replication, removal of RNA primer. The record is from RefSeq and is a predicted model, not a curated record. The coding region runs from base 62 to 1000 and encodes 312 amino acids. NCBI's taxonomy places the organism in Eukaryota, Metazoa, Arthropoda, Insecta, Lepidoptera, Tortricidae. Gene Ontology annotation, cellular component: ribonuclease H2 complex. The transcript has 6 exons. Gene Ontology annotation, molecular function: RNA-DNA hybrid ribonuclease activity; RNA binding.